ACCACCACGUUAAGAUGGAUUCUAUUGAUUUAUUUGGAGACUUUUUCUCGACUGAAUUGCUAGACAGCACUCAAGGUCUAACUGACAAUGUUCUUGACACAUCAAUCGAUCCUGAACAGGAAUUUCUAAAUACGCUUGAAUCAGCAGACAUCGCAGACGAUCUUGGAUUAUCACUUUUAGAAAACAAUCACGAGCUUAUUGAUAUGAUGUCACCUAUAUUUGCGACAUCGUUUUCACCCGUGCCUUGUGAUAAUUUAGAUUUUAAUGACAACGACUUUAAUCAAUUGCAAGAAGCUAAUGUAGAACCAGAAAAACCUGAAGACAAUAUUGUCUUGUCACCUUUGAAACAAUUACUUUUAAGUAAAACUAAGUUGACAGAACAGACAUUGCCAGCGAGUAAACCUUUGUCAGCACCAAAGAAAACAUCUGGAAGAAGGCGUAGUUCUGAUCGGGCUUCAAAAACACUUAAAAACUCGGUCGAUAAUUCUAAGAAAAAUGAAUAUGAUGACUCAAUAGACUUAAAGUCACGCGGCGCUAAAGAAACAUCCUCAGAAUCAAGAUCUCAUAAAAGGAACAGAAAUAAAGUCAAAAAUGCCUCAAAGGCUCUCAAGUUCCCGCCAUGUUCUGUUUGUGGUGGCAUGGCUUCAGGUUUACAUUAUGGUGUCAACAGUUGUGAAGCGUGUAAAGGAUUUUUCCGACGGUUUAUCAUUAGAAAUGAAGAAUAUAAAUGUUCGAAAGAUGGUAAUUGUAAAGUUGUGAAUAAAAAUCGUGAAAAUUGUUCCGGAUGUCGGUUAAAGAAAUGUCUUGAGCUUGGAAUGUCAAAGGAAAAUUCUAAGUUAGGCAGGUAUUCUCUAUCACGAAGGACAGAAACUAUCAAACAAGUAAACGUGUUAGAAGGUAAAGAAAAGAAAUCUGAACAGGAGCGAAUCUUUGAUGUCAAUAUAGACUCAUUUAAAUUCGAUCAUACUUACAGCGAAACAGACAGCGGGAAAUCGUCCCCAAGUUUACAUGACAUUGUUCCUGAAGAUUGCUCACCAGAAAACCUUCUCCAAGAACUCGUCAGCGCAAUGGAGGCCAUCCAGCCAUAUGGACCCAAUAUAACAAGCAAAGAGCAAGUACAAAGUGUCAUCAAGUACCACUACCAACGUUAUCAGGUAAAACUACAAACCUAUGGUGAAAUGAAAGCUGUUCCAAAAGACGAGUACUAUAAACUGCUGAAAGAGUACGGCAUUGAUGUAGACGGUAGGAUCAAAGUAUUCAAGGAAUAUGUUUUAAAAAUCAAGCGUCUGACAGAACGGUAUUAUAACUUUGCACAUCAAAUUCCGGGUUUUAAGAAACUAAAAUCACACGACCAGUCAAAUCUUCUAAAUGCUUUCCGCUGUGAUUUUUUUGUCAUUCUGAUGAACGAAGGUUACAACGAGGAAUGUCACGUGAUUUUAGCGAGGAAUGGUGUUGCAUACCACGUGAAUGAAUUGGCCGACAAAUGUUUCUCGAGAGAAUUAAUAACUAGAAUAUGCGAGGCUUAUGCUCGUUUUCAGAGACUUGAGAUGAGCAGAGAAGAAAAAUGUCUUCUUAUGGCGCUGACCUUGACCUUUACUGACCGCUGUAACCUUGAAGAUCCGGAAUUCGUUGACAAAAUCCAGUAUCUUGUAUCUGAAGUAAUGCGCUACCAUUUAGAAAAGACGGUUGGUCCACAAGCACAACGAAGAUUUGCUCAAUUCGUCGACGGUCUUCUAUUCUUGCGAGAAGUAUCUGAACAAUACAUGACAGAAAUUAGACAACUAUGCAAAGAUGAAUUGAUGGUCAAAGAAGUUCCCAUGAUGACCGAGCUCUUAAUUGACGAAUGGUGAAAGGUCAGAGGUCAAAGAGGCUGUGAUUGUGCAUAAUAAUCAUAUUUAAGCAGCACACCAAAUCUCUAUCAAAUAGAGAUAAUAUCAUAACGCAGACGAUUUAGUAUGUCGGGGUUUUAUCUUAGUGCGUAUAAUACUGUAUAUGUAUAUGAAAGUUUUCAUAAGAGGGUCAAGUCAAAUCGCGACAUGAAUACAAAUGAUUUACAGACUUUGUGAUAGCUAGUAUAUACUGCAUGUAAAUAUAGCAGUUAAUGUCAA
This is a messenger RNA of Ruditapes philippinarum (Manila clam), 2108 nucleotides long. RefSeq names its product nuclear receptor subfamily 1 group D member 2-like. Gene Ontology annotation, molecular function: DNA-binding transcription factor activity; sequence-specific DNA binding; zinc ion binding. Gene Ontology annotation, biological process: regulation of DNA-templated transcription. The record is from RefSeq and is a predicted model, not a curated record. NCBI's taxonomy places the organism in Eukaryota, Metazoa, Mollusca, Bivalvia, Venerida, Veneridae.